CAUUUUGUUUGGUUUUGUAAGAGUAAAGUUAUAAUUUGCAUCUAAGGUACAAAAAAAUAUGAUUACCCGGCACUCCAAUAGUAGCUUUCCAAAACCGAAAGAGGAAAUGGAGCUUCAAGAAACGUUUGUUGUUUUUAUUUUAUUUAUGUAAACAAUACGUUAAUUUUGUACAAAAUGGGCACGCAGAAGCCUGGCGAAUGGGCGAACUCGCUUAUACAACGUUUCGAAGAGCAAUUGCCGUACAAGACUGGGGCACAGAACCUACACUCUCGUAUCAACGAGGAGCAGUGCAAGGCGUGCCUGGUGCAGAUCAGCAGACAUCGGUUCUCUCUAGUCAUCGCAGGACUCACCAAAAUACUACAAAGGGUCAAUGAAUUGUACCAACCAACAAUAUCAAGUGGCGUCAACCGUCCCCAAACAGAGCUAGAGAAAGGCUACCAUGACAGUCUUGUGAUAGUGUUGGACACACUGGAGAUAUGUCUCAGUUCACAGCCUAAAGACACAGCCAAGUAUGAAGAGGCCAUGAACGUCAAGAUACUGCUGAGAGAGGUGUGCCAGUUUAUCGAUACACGAAACGAGAAUGUAGUCAACAAUACGGUGCUGCGACAGUUGGCGAGUAAGGUGCUUUUCGCCUUAAGCCUCAAUUUCUUCAACGCCGUCUUUAAUCGAAUAAGUGCCAGAUUACAGGAAUUAUCUUCAAGUUCCGAAGAGAACCCCGAUUAUACAGAUAUAGAGUUGAUACAACAUAUAAAUGUGGAUAUAUUGCGUUUGAUAAGAUUAUUAACAGAGUCUAUACAAAAGUUUAGGUUAUUAAGGAAAUCGGCUCACAUUGUCCUUGUGAGUUCAUUGGAAAAAGCUAUAUGGAAUUGGAUGGAUACUUACCCCCAGGAAUUUUCUGAAGUACAAUGCCGGCCUAACGAUGAAUUAAGCAAGUGCUGCGACACACUGUUCGACAUACUACAAGACAGCUUCUCGGACAACAAGAAGUCGAGGGUCGCAAUGUGGCCGCUGCAGAUCAUGCUGCUCGUUCUUAACCCCAAAGUUCUAGAAGAGAUAGUGAACGCGGACAGCGGCGCGCCGUGCAGCCCGCGACACACAAAGAAAAAACAUUUCAUCGACGCUGUCAAACGAGGACUCAACCCGCAAAACAACUCGAAGCAGAUGAUAGAGGCAGCGGUUGUGACGUGCGUGAAGCUGUGCAAGGCGUCCACGUAUCUCAACAUAGCUGACUCUGGCAACGUCACCUUCGUGCUCGUCAAGUCUGUCAUCAACGAUCUAAAGUCGCUGCUAUUCAACCCCUCGAAAUCAUACAUCCGCGGCAACCUGCUCUCCGGGUACUCGGAGCUGGACCUGAUGACGGACUGCUUCGUGUCGCUGUUCCGCAUCAUGCCGCACAACAACGACGCGCUCAAAGUGUGCCUCAACCUCAACACGCACAUAUCUUACCAUUACGUGAUCGUCAACUCGUUGCUGAGGAUAAUAAAGCAGCCCCGCCUACCGUGGUGGCCUCAGAUAGAGCUGUUGUAUCCGAGAGCAGCGGAGUUGAGGGCCAUGUUCACCGACACUUCUAACAAAGCCACGCAGGGCUACGUGGUCCACACUCCACUGCGCAUGAUAUCUCUCUCGCUCAAGUCUAAGGAGGUGCAGUCCAAGUUCAACAGGUCGGAGGAGAUGCCCGCCUACAGGAACCUGUUGUUGUGCAUGGUGAAGCUCAUACAUGCAGACCCUAUGCUUAUGUUGAGCAACCCAGGCCGCUCCAGCACCGAGAUCCAGUCCUCAACGACAGAGUUGAUCAAUGGCCUAGUGUCCCUAGUGCAUCAGACUGGCAUGGGGGAGAUCUCGCAGGCCGCCAUGGACGCGCUGUUGGCCCUUCACAGACCUGACAGGGUUUAUAUGUGGAACCCUGAGGCGCCACUCAACACUUUCUGGGAUAUUAGCUCUCAAGUCCUGUACAACAUAUCGCAGAAGCUAAUCCAACGUCAGAUAGGCAACUACCGGGACGUUCUUCGCUGGUUGCGCGACAUCCUGACGUACAGGAACGAGUUCCUGGCCAAGCACAAGGAGUACGCGAACCUCGGCUCGCAAAUACCUAUAUGUAAACAGGCGCAUAUUAAAUUGGAGGUGGUGUUCUUUAUGUGUCUAUGGUCGAUCGAUACCGACGUGGUGUUGGUAGCCAUGUCCUGUUUCGCCCUACUCUGCCAGGAGGCGGAUAUCCGUUGCGGAUCGGACGAGAUCACUGCGCAGUGCUUGCUGCCCAACUACGCAGUGUUCCAGGAGAUUGCGCACACUUCCACUGUACUCACUACUGGUUCAGCAGCGUUGCAGAAACGAAUAAUGGCGUUGUUAAGAAAGAUCGAGCACUGUGUGAAUGGUGUGCAACCCGUUUGGGAGGAAACGUUUAGAUGUUGGACUAAACACUUAUCCAGGGACUCGCUGUGCAAGCUGCUGCAGAAGUACCCCAAGGGUCAGGGCGACAAGAUGGACGACUACCAGAUGGAGGCGCUGCACCGCGCCGUGGCCAAGCGCAGGGUGUCGCACCAUAGCAGCUCCGAGCAUGAUUUUGAGAUGCAAAUCCAAGAGUGGGCGAACAUAACCUCAUUCCUUUGCGCGUUGGGUGGCGUGUGUCUCCAAACACGACCGGCUACCACUACGUGGUCACUUAUGCAGGGAUUUCUUGCAGAUUCCCGGAAAUACAACGUCCUACCAAACAGUUCACAAGAGGUCCAAUACUGUCCAGUCACGCAGUUCAUCGGUCAACUUCUACGCCUACUUCUCUGUUCUAACGAACGGUUCGGACAGCAAAUACAAGGUCACGUGAAAGAGCUGGUGGGCCGGGAGAUGUCGCCGCAACUCUUCCCGAUACUGUUCGAUCAGAUCAAGGCGAUCAUAGACAAGUUCUUCGACCAACAUCAACAGGUUAUGUUGACAGACAUUAACACGCAGUUCGUGGAGCAUACAAUCUUUAUAAUGAAAAGCAUUCUCGAUAACAAGAAGAGCGGCCAGCCCUCCGAACAUCUUAGUACAACCUCCAUUGAAGGGCUCAUGCUGGCUAUCGUCAGGUAUGUUCGUCACCUCGACAUGACAGUGUUAUCUGUACACAUAAAGACGAAGCUCUGCCAAGUGGUGGAGGCCAUGAUGAGACGACGCGACGACCUGGCGUUUAGACAGGAGAUGAAGUUCCGCAACAAGAUGGUUGAAUACGUGACGGACUGGGUGCUGGGCACGAGUCAUCAAAUCGCACCGCCUUUGCGAGCCGAUGCCUCUUCGAUUACUAGAUACCUGGUGUGCUGCAGGGAGCUGGACCAGGCGUGCAUGGAGGCGGUGGCGGCGCUGCUGAAGGGUCUGCCGCUCCAGCCCGAGGAGUCCGACCGAGGGGAUCUCAUGGAAGCGAAGAGUCAGCUGUUUCUCAAGUACUUCACCCUGUUCAUGAACCUGCUAAACGACUGCAACGAGGUCGAAAUGGCGGAGGGUCCCGGCCGGUUGGAGACUUUGAGGAACGCGACUAUACAGGCCAUGUCCAAUCUGUUGUCCGCCAACAUCGACUCCGGACUUAUGCAUAGUAUUGAUCUAGGCUACCACAGAGACCUGCAGACCCGCGCGGCGUUCAUGGAAGUACUGACCAAGAUACUGCAGCAGGGCACGGAGUUCGACACCCUCGCGGAGACCGUGCUGGCGGACCGAUUCGAACAACUGGUUCAGCUGGUUACCAUGAUAUCGGAUAAGGGCGAGCUGCCAAUAGCAAUGGCCCUGGCCAACGUGGUGAGCACGAUGCAGAUGGACGAACUUGCACGUGUUUUUGUAACGCUGUUCGACGCCAAGCACCUCCUCGCGCCGCUGCUCUGGAACAUAUUCUAUAGAGAAGUUGAGGUAUCGGACUGCAUGCAGACCCUCUUCCGUGGCAACUCCCUUGGCAGCAAGAUCAUGGCGUACUGCUUCAAGAUAUACGGGUACAGCUACCUGCAGGGGCUACUUGAGCCGCUCAUCACGUCGCUUCUCGACCAGGCGGAAGAGCAACCGGAGUUGAGCUUCGAAGUAGAUCCGGCAAGAUUGGACCCGAACCAGGAUAUAGAAGUGAACCGUUCGAACCUGAUCGACUUGACCAAGGAAGUGUUCGACAGGAUCGUGAACUCAGCGGAUAAGUUUCCACCGCAGUUGCGGAGUAUGUGCCAUUGUUUGUUUCAGGUGCUUAGUAAGAGAUUUGCGCAGUUCCCGCAAACGAGCGUCGGCGCCGUCGGCACCGUGCUGUUUCUGAGGUUCAUCAACCCGGCCAUCGUGUCCCCGCAAGAGAUGGGGAUCGUGAGCCGGCCGGUGCCGGCGCAGGUGAAGCGCGGGCUCAUGCUCAUGUCCAAGAUCCUGCAGAACAUCGCCAACCACGUGGAGUUCUCCAAGGAGCAGCACAUGCUGCCGUUCAACCACUUCCUGAGGGCGCAUUUUGAGACUGGACGGAAGUUCUUCAUCCAAAUAGCAUCGGACUGCGAGAGCGUCGAUCAAACGUCCCACAAUCUAAGCUUUAUCAGUGACGCGAACGUGGUGGCGCUGCAUCGACUCCUGUGGAAUCAUCAGGAAAGGAUCGGAGACUACCUAUCUUGCAGUAGAGACCAUAAGGCGGUGGGGAGACGGCCUUUUGACAAGAUGGCAACACUUUUGGCAUAUCUGGGACCGCCGGAGCAUAAACCAGUGGAGUCAACGUCCGGCCUUCUGUUCUCGUCCUACGCUCGCUGGUCGUCAAUCGAUAUAUCGUCGACAAAUUUCGAAGAGUUCAUAGUGAAACACAAUAUGCACAAAAAGGAAGAGUUUAAGAGCAUCAAGAGCCUGAAUAUAUUUUACCAAGCAGGGACCAGCAAGCUCGGAAAUCCUGUGUUCUACUUCAUAUCGAGGAGAUACAAGAUAGGUGAGGUGAAUGCUGACCUGCUCAUCUACCACGUGAUACUGACGCUGAAGCCGUUCUGUCAGCAGCCGUUCGAACUGAUCGUGGACUUUACCCACACCAACUCAGAUAAUAGGUUCAGGACCGACUUCCUGCAGAAGUGGUUCACGGUGCUGCCCGAAGUGGCGUACAUAAACAUACACGCGUGCUACAUAUACAACUGCAACAGCUGGGUGCGAGAGUACACGAAGUUCCACGAGGCUAUACUGGCUCCUUUGAGGGGUAACCGCAAGCUAGUAUUCAUCGAGAACCACGCACGGCUCAGCGAGUACGUGGAGGUGGAACAGCAGAAGCUUCCCGGAGCCACGCUCGCGCUCGAGGAGGAUCUUAAAGUCUUCAAUAAUGCCCUCAAACUCUCGCAUAAGGAUACCAAAGUUGCUAUCAAGGUCGGUCCAACGGCCCUACAGAUAACAGCAGUUGAGAAGACCAAGGUGUUGGGCCAUCCGGUGCUACUGAACGAUGUUUACUACGCAUCAGAGAUCGAUGAGGUGUGCCUGGUGGACGACAACCAGUUCUCAUUGUCGAUAAUAAACGAGCCGACGCCGCUGAGCUUCAUCCACAACGACUGCGACAACAUCGUGCAGUCCAUCAUACACAUCAGGAACCGAUGGGAGCUCAGCCAGCCCGACACAGUGACAGUCCACCAAAAGAUCCGUCCCAAAGACGUUCCCGGAACCCUGUUGAACAUGGCGCUCUUGAACCUGGGGUCCUGCGACCCGAACCUGCGCACCGCCGCAUACAACCAGCUCUGCGCUCUCACCGCCACCUUCCACCUCAAGAUCGAGGGACAGCUGCUGGAGACGUCGGGUUUGUGUAUUCCGUCAAAUAACACGAUAUUUAUCAAGUCUGUGAGUGAGAAGUUGGCGCAUAAUGAACCGCAUUUAACGCUGGAAUUCCUUGAAGAGUGCAUACAGGGCUUUAGAGGGUCUACGAUCGAGCUGAAGCAUUUGUGUUUGGAGUACAUGACACCGUGGUUGGCCAACUUAGUUAGGUUCUGCAAGCCCUCCGACGAGUCCCGUCGUCAGAAACAAGUGGCGCAAAUCCUGGAGAAGCUGAUAACCCUCACGAUUGAGGAGACGGAGAUGUAUCCGUCGGUGCAAGCCAAGAUCUGGGGCUCGAUCGGCCAAGUGCCUGAACUUAUCGACAUGGUCCUCGAUAGUUUUAUACAGAGGAGCGUUAACUCGGGUCUGGGUUCGCCUAUGAUAGAGAUCAUGGCAGACACAGCGGUCGCAUUAGCGUCGGCCAACGUUCAACUAGUAUCGAAAAAGGUCAUUGGCAGGAUGUGUCGGGUGGUGGACAAGACGUGUCACUCGCCCACUGCGAUGCUGGAGCAGCACAUGAUGUGGGACGAUAUUGCUAUACUCGCUAGAUAUUUGUUAAUGCUGUCGUUCAACAACUGCCUGGACGUGGCUCGCCACCUGCCGUACCUGUUCCACACGGUGACGUUCCUGGUGUGCUCGGGCACGGUGUCCAUGCGCGCCGCCACGCACGGGCUCGUCAUCAACAUCAUACAUUCGCUGUGCACCUGCACCACGCCCAGCUUCAGCGAGGAAACCCAGCGAGUCCUAAUGCUAUCAUUGGAUGAAUUUGCCCUACCGAAGUUCUAUCAGAUGUUCGGCAUUUCGAAAGUCAAGUCUGCAGCAGUUACUGCCUUCAGGAGUCCUUACAACAGACACACUAACGAUUGGUACUCGGACCACUCAUACGCAGCGUGUACAGAGUCGGGCUCGUCGGGCAGCGCGGGGUGCUCGGCCCCCGCGCCCGCGCCCGCCCCAACCCCUGCGCCCACCCCCGCGCCCGCGCCCUCACAGUCCGACCGGGAGCGGCUCCCGCUGCAGUCCUUAGAGACUAUAACAGACGCGUUACUGGAAAUCAUGGAGGCUUGUAUGCGUGAUAUUCCGGAUUGCGAUUGGCUGCAGACUUGGACAUCGCUAGCAAAAAGCUUCGCGUUCUGUUUCAACCCGGCAUUGCAACCGCGCGCUCUUAUCGUAUUUGGAUGCAUUAGUAAAAAUGUAACGGAUGAUGAUAUGAAACAAUUACUAAGGAUACUAGUGAAGGCUUUGGAAUCGUUCAAUGAUUUAGCACUUCUCGAGGCUAUUAUCAUGUGCCUCACAAGACUUCAGCCGCUGUUACACCCUGCUUCGCCAAUCCACAAAGCGUUGUUUUGGGUGGCGCUGUCUGUCCUACAACUGGACGAUCCUACAUUGUACGCAGCGGGACUCGCUUUGAUGGAGCAGAAUAUCCACACUCUGGACUCUCAAGGACAGUUUGAUCAUAAGACGUUGGAACAAGUCAUGAUGGAAACUCGAGAACCUCUGGAGUGGCAUUUCAAGCAAUUGGAUCAUGCUGUUGGACUGAGCUUCCGCUCGAACUUCCACUUCGCGCUGGCGGGGCACCUGGUGAAGGGCUACCGGCACCCCGCGCCGGGCACGGUGUCGCGCACGUGCCGCGUGCUCGCCACGCUGCUCGCCAUCACGGCGCGCCGCCACCGCGACAAGUUCCACGUCACGCACGACACCGUCGCCUACCUCACGGCUCUAGUGUGUGUGAGUGAGGAAGUCAGAUCCCGGUGCCACGUGAAACAUUCCCUACCCAAGUGGUUGCCGGAUAACUGCGACCACUAUUGUCCUACCACAGAUCUGCACCAGUCGUCGCUGCUCAUCCAGCCGACGCCGUCGACGCAGUCUUGUCAGAGUCGGCGGCAGAAGUCGUGGGAUGUGUUGGACCAGGCCGCGAUAUCUUCGGCGCAUGGAGGCCGAUCACCUACUAUGCAACAAUCGGGAAGCGGUUGCCACAGCCCGCACAUGGUCACGAUGCCUCAUCAGGACAGCGAAGGUCGUGCGCACAGCAUGCAACACGGUGCCACCGGUGACGCGGCGAGGCCUGAUCUCGUUGGAGACGUUGAUAGUGGGCUCGACGUAGUCGAUGAUGACGGUAGAGGAUCGCCGGGCAGCACUGAUGACACCACUGAGCGACCUUCGUCAACUAAAUCUGGAGACAGCGACUACCCUGAGACUUCUACUAAGCAGGCCUCCACAGACAAGGACACUACAUCAACUCCAGAGAGUAACUGCUUAUUAGAUCCGUCAGUGCUGUCCGAUUUCACCACACAGGCUUUAGUGUUGACGGUGCUGGCUACGCUAGUCAAGUAUACCACAGACGAGAACGAAAUAAGGAUACUGUAUCAGUAUUUGGCUGAAGGGUCCGUUGUGUUCCCGAAAGUAUUCCCGGUCAUCCACAGCCUGCUGGACAUGAAGAUCAACCACGUGCUGAUGCAUUGCCACGACCAGGUCAUACUGAGCGCGGUGCAAAGCAUCAUACAGAACAUGAUAGCGUCGGAGGACGCGAGUCAACAGCAGCUGCACUACAUGCAGAGCUGUGGAUUCGGCGGACUGUGGCGGUUCGCCGGACCAUUCACGAAGAACCAAUGCACAGCGGAGAGCAGCGAGCUGUUCGUGAACUGCCUGGAGGCGAUGGUGGAGACGUGCCUGCCGGGCGGCGACGACGCGCUCACCCGCGCGCCGCCCCCCGACCCCGACCACGACCACGAACACCGCAACACUGUUACAGGUGUCCACAGACAAGCGACGCUGUACUGCACCACGCAGGAGACAUAACAGGACAUGCAGGACUGAACCCGCGACCCUGCCUCCUGACUACACAAGUCGGAGGACGCCGCCGGACAGAUACUGGCGGCGUUCAGGGCGUGUCGGCUCAUUUGACAACCCUACAUUUGUAAGAGGGUAAAAAAAUGUCAAGAUGACAAUUGUCGAGAAAACUCGUGUAGACUUUAAUGUUGUAGUUAGAUUGCUGAUAACUUGCGCCUGUUAUGGCUUAUCGGAUUAUUUGACAACUCUAGACUUGUAGGAAGGUAUAGAUUAACAUUUUGACAGCUGUCAAAAUAAAAUUGGGGUUUGCAUACAUCGUCGACAUUAGUGGCUUAACAAGCUUAAAGUUGAAAGGUGUAUUGUUAUUAUUACUCAAAAAUUUAAUCAUAUCAUCGGUGCCAGUGGCUGCCAUGAUUUAUCGGACUUAUUUAAAGCUGUAAGAAGCUUGACGGUUCACUAGAAAUAUUGAGGGAGGAAGUAUUAAAUUCUGAUUAAGUAUUUUCGAAAUGUCGCUUGCAUUUCCCUAAAACAAUUAGAUUAUUGACAUUUAUACAGCCCCAAUGCUUCAUAACAAGUGCACGUUAUAUCUAGACUCUCUAAACGAUAACUUUGUAAAUUUUCAACAGCAACUGAUUUUGACAGCUGUCAAACAGUAAAGUGACAUCUGCAAUCAAGCGCACAUUGAAUUUGACAACUGGUAAUGUCAAAAUUGAUAAAAUUUUAUCGCACAAAAUAUAAUUUAGUGAUAAUUUUUUAUUGUUUACAAUAUAUAACUACAUUAUGUACUCCGAUAACGCAAUAUACAUUUUAUUUUUCAAUAAUACUUGCAGACUACAAACAAGCGUAGAUUUUACACAACAUUUUAAUUUGUCAGUAACUUUCAGUCAUAAACUGUUUAGUGUCGUGUAUUUCAAUGCUAUUUAUUCUAAUUUCAACCUUAAAUUUACAGUAAAAGAUCACUAAUAAGUCAUAAACAUAACUUAAUUUCAUUACCAAGUCUGCAAGUUCAAUUGAAAAAUAUAGAAGUCUCUUUGGAGACAACUUAAAUGAUUUCUUAGUGAGAUUAGCGUGUAUUUUGCCCUAAAAAGAAUAACAUACUAAUAAAAUAGCUUAAAUGAUUGCUAGAAUAAAAUCAUAAAAUUUUUGAUAAGAACUUAUAACUGAUUGUGACUAAUAAAGCUAUCUUUGACAAAAUUCAAAGAGACAUUCAUGAAUACUCUGAAAUGUGUGCUCUUCUAUAUUCUAUGAGGCUAGACGGGUCUUCAUGAGCCGUGGAAUAUGCUGCGUUCGAUUUAAUACUUUAUAAUUCAGUUAAGAGGGCGUUAUUUGCUUUGGCAAGGUAGUAAUUCCUCAUUGCCAUGUGGCCAAAGCCAAGAAAGUAAUUAAAUACAGACGGCUUAUUCUUUAUGCCACUUGUUAUUACAAUGCGUAACAAGCACGUAACGCAACGCGUCACGUUUAAGACUAUAAAUCGGCAUACAGAAUACCAUUCCUCGGAUUUCACGAUGAUGAUGUAACAUGGCCGUGCUACGAGUUUAAAACGUAGAGAAUAAGGACCCUUGAUAUAUGGGACGGAAAACGCGGUUUAGAUUAAUGCGUACAUCAGGUUAAUGUCAAUUGCGGGUAACUUUAACCGCUGUUUGACAAACUAUACUGAACUUGUCUUUAUCGGUGGAUAUUAAAAAAAAAUAUAAUGAAUGAAACAAAAUAGUGUGCUACAUUAUUUUAUAUAUUUAGGGCACAGUGAUAUAAAUUAUGCACAAAAAUUAGUACUAAAAUAAUGCCGUGUAUAUGACGUCAUAACACGUCAUGUAAGUGACCAUAGACGUAGAAAGGGUAACGGAAUGAAUUUUUUAAUAUUUACAACACUAAAGAGACAGGUAACUGGGCCGCAGAAACUAUUUUAUAAUAUAAAUAUUUUUGUGUGAAUAUUUGUAACGUCACGUAUCUACAUUUUCAUAAUGAAGGAAAAAGGUACAACCCUAUUCUUUGUCUAUGGGCUUUGCUAUAAAAAUUGUCUAUGGUUAACAGUAAGUCUUAACUACUGAAUAUGGAUAAGUUAGUGGAUAGCAGUAAUAAAGCGCUUGUUAGUCGAUUCUGAGCUUUAAUUACAGAAGUAUAUAAGCCAAGGAAACCGAGAAGCAAAUUAAAUCCUGUACAGAAAUCUUUGCGAACCGUAUAUAUUUGUCCCGGGAUUUAGAUGUUGUAAAGAGCUCUAAAAUAUACAGAUAAAAUUUUCUUAUAGUUAUGUUGAAAGUGCUUUCCAUAUAAGCUCAUUGACAUAGGUGACGUCCACUGGCGAGUGUGUCUUUUUGUUUUUGGCAUGAAUUUAGUUACCUCCUCUACUUCUCUCGUGCCGCUUUACUCUCGGAAAAAAUCGCUGUGACGUCAUUCGGGAUUACGUUCAGUCUGUUUCAAAAGCUCGAAGUUGGCUGUCGACUCACUACUACUACUACUUGGCAUGUUUGUCUUCAAAGGCUUUAAAAAAAUUAUCCUGUAACAGCUAUCCACGAACUUAUGUAAUUAUUAUUAAAAAUUACGUAAAUUUACGUCAUUAAAAUCUAGAUGUUCCUAAAAUCUGUACUAAUUGUAUAUAGUGUGUGUUUUUAAUAUCUAACAUCCAUUUCGAUGUAUUUUUACUUUUCUAAUUGGCAAUAUUGGAGGUAAUAUAAUCUGUGCACUGGUUUCAAAAAGAAAAACUGUUGUCUGUCUUUAUUUCCGAAUAACAAGAUAGAAAUGUUUGAUACAGGAUUUUGACUGGUUUUAGCCAAUUUGUAGUUAAGACCCAGUUCACAAUAGCGUUUUUAUUUACAUUUUUUUAAAUAUACAUAAUUAUGUAGGUCUCAGGGACGUAUUUGGGAAGUAUAAUUUUAACAAAAGUUUAGUCACAGGUUUCAAUAUUUUUUUGUUAUUUUAGAGUAUUUUUAUACGAUAUCUAAAGGUAUUAAACCUAAUUCAUGGAAAAAAACUAUUCUAUUAAUACGGUAUUAUAUCAAAUUUAUGGAAUAAAAAUUAUUUUACAUUUCUCAUCGUCUGAAUCGCUUAGUCGGUUUUAAAAACAAGAGCGAUUUUCUCACUGUAAAUAUUGUAAGGCGAAAUUAUUUAUUUAGGGUGUUUGAGAUCAGAAUAUUAAUAUGAUUUAUGAUACAAAACAUAAGACAUGUAUUUUAGUGUGAGAUCAGGAAUAUAUGUGACUGUCAGGCUUUAUUUAUUAAUAUUAUUUCUGGCGCUAUGAUUUACAGCCAAAUAUGUAGACACCAACGGUUGUUAGAUAACUUUUUUCAAAUACUUGCAUUUGAUUACAUACUUAGCGCUUUAGGUGUUACUGGAAUUAUAAAAAAAUUUUUAGGCCUAAAGAAAUCAGUAAAAAACCCAAUCGAGGCGCUAAAAUAGCUUUUCCAAUUAGUUUAACUCAGUGAUAACAAUAAAAAGAUGAUUUUUGGUAUCGAUAAUAAACUUUUAUAUGAAACAUUUUAGUAAUACUGUGAAGUCUAUAGAAUCCAAAGUAACUUUUGACUAAAUUGUCCAGUGUGCACAGCGCCUAAAGCAGUGAUAAUAUUAAACAAAUAGGGUGCUUUUUACUGUACAAACUUACAUUCAUAAUUAUUUAGACUAAAAUAUACUAUAGUUGUAUUGAUUUCUUAUUUGAUAUUAAAUAGUGCUAUGAAUAUUUUUACACAAUGUCACAAUCUUUUUGGCAGUAAUACUGAUGAAAAUGAUUUUCACAAAAAAAUAUUUAUUCUUUUUAAAAUUUUGUUAGUGUUUUGUAAAAAAUAAAUAUAUGUAUAUGUUAAUGUAAAAUAUUUGUAUAUAUCUAUAUACUAAUGAAGCUGUAAGUACAUCAUAACGCUUGUGCUACCUGCGUGCUGCUCGCCCAAAGGGCGCUUGCCUACAUUGCAAUAGCUCAAACGAAUUGUAUAGUUUAAAUACUAGACAUUGUGACCUGAUUAGAUCUGAUAUACCAAGUGUAGCAGUGCCGGAUUAAGGAAGAGCUUUGGGACCCAUACUCGCAUGCUAACAAAUUUGUUUUGAUAUGGGUGUAAACUAUAAUUUUAUAGUUAUAAACUAUGUUUACUUUGAUAUUUAAUAUUCCAUUGAUAUUUAGUUUUCCAUUUUGUGUCCAAAAAUUUUAUGUGGCUUAUCAAUUGCACACUACGAAAUGAACAACUCCCAAAGCCAUUAAUGAGUCAUUCGUGGCUUGUAUUCAGGUCUAAGAAACGCACAAUUUACCAUUAUUUACUCAUCAAUCAAUCAUUGUGUGCUAUUAAAUAGCCCUCGCAAAAAAUAAACAGAAACAGUUAACUCCUGGGAAAGGGGAGCUCCGCCGUCAGGGUCGGGGAGGGGAGCCCCGCCGCCAGGUUCAGGAAGGGGAGCCCCGCCACCAGGGGCAGGAAGGGGAGCCCCGCCGUCAGAGUCUGGUAGAGGAGACACACCAUCUGCAACUCCACCAGCACCCAGGCCUUCUUUGCGCUCUAUACCACUGAGAAUUCCUGGGUCCACAAGGCGGGUAAAGGUGUUGACAAAUUAUUUGCCUAUGAGGAUUAAGGAUCUAAAAGUUGUAAGUAAAAAAAUAAUAAUAUGUUGAUUUUUUUACGCAUCAAAUGAUUUGAUAACUUUCAGUAUCGCUAUGACGUACACAAAAUGAACAUGGCGAAAUCAAACGAAAACAAAGUGUAGAGUUCUCGAGUUGCACUACUUAAUCCGUCACUGUUUUACCUAUAGAUAUAAGUUAUUUUUGGCUAACAGUGUUAGCUUAGUGUCCAUUGAAUAUUACACUUUUAUAGUGACAUUUUCAUUCUUAACUCAUUCAUAAAUGAAUGAUAAGAUCCUACGACGAAACUGGUUUGAUUCUUUAGAAAUUAUGAACUCUCCAUGCGAUGUGAAUUUGAUCUUGCGUUCUUCGUCUUCUAUAUAAAAACCUCAUUAAAUAAUUUAGAUUAUGCAGUUUCCAAUUUUGCUUUAUUCAUAAAAGUGUAAUUAUAAGCUAAAAAUUAUUUUGUAAUAUUUCUAAAGAAUCGACUAGUUUCGCACAAACUGUUUUAUUGAUUGAUGUCGUCAUUACAAGUGGUGUAAAUUUAUGUGUUUAAUAAAAUAUUUAAAUUAAA
Molecule: messenger RNA, 13640 nt
Organism: Manduca sexta (tobacco hornworm)
Lineage: Eukaryota; Metazoa; Arthropoda; Insecta; Lepidoptera; Sphingidae
Gene: Nf1
Product: neurofibromin
Exons: 64
Coding region: 175-8544 (2789 amino acids)
Biological process (GO): regulation of GTPase activity
Source: RefSeq, a predicted model, not a curated record